ACCUUACCUGACCCCCUGGAAUAAUUUUUAAGGUUUCCAAGUUCCCAAAGAUCCUGUAGCAGCAGAGAUUCAGAAUAGGGAGCUGAGCUAUCCAGAUUGGGGAGUAGAGGAGAGUUUAGUUGAUUACUUUUUAAUAUGAACUAGAGUACACUUUUUACCACAAAAACAUAAUUGCUAAAUUGCUGGGGGAAGCUACAGGGAUAUUGUCCACAGAGGGCAUCUUGAUAUCUAAACUCUCAUCUCUCAAGAUGCUCCGAGCACUUGGCUUUCUCUCUUUGGGUCUGAGGUACUGUGGAGAGUGGUUUGUGUCCUAAAUUUUAUCACCUUCUAGUAACCAAGUGCUUGCUAAGUCAGGUGAAGUCCAUAAGCAUUAAUUAGAUGCCUGCUGUGUGGAAAUACACAGAAAGAUUAAAACAGCCUUUGUUUCUCACCCCACCUCCCUUUUCUUUUUUUAUAUUAUUUUUAAAAAUUUAAUUAAAAAAAAGUCUUUCUUAAGGAGCUCACAGUCUACCUGAGAGAAGCCAAACUGACUAAUAUCCAGCCUCACUAGGGUAGAGGAAAGGUAGGACUGAGCUGUUUUGGGCCACAGCCCAGAGUGAAGGGGCAAUGUGAAAAGUAGGUGACUACUUUUCCCCUCCCCCUUCACACUGUUUACUGGGACACUAGGAGAUUGACAUCUAACCCGUUUCCUCCACCUUCUAGUCUGCAGUUGCAACAUGUGGUUUGCAAAGCAUUAUAGGAGAGCUGCAUGAAUUGGGUUCGGGAGAGUUCUGUACCCUGAGUGGGCCUGAGUCUCUGUGGCCACGGACCAAAGGGACCUGAGUCAGGCUGGAAGAACCAGGUGGGUCAGAGUCUGGGGCAUCCCUCCGGACCAGGCACACUGGCACUGUCUUUCCAACCCUGUCUCUGGGACAGACAGAGGUAAUGGGGAUGUUGGAGAGCCGGGAACUUCUGAGCCAAUCAGGAACCCCCUUUCCGGAGGAACAUCUCCCGAAUGGUUUGGAGAGGAGAGGGUUUGGACCAAGAAGAGCUUCCUGUGAGUCUGUCUCGGGGGAGCUAGGACGGGGUUUCAUCUUGGUGCUACCCAUGCUGAGUGAGGAGGAGGGCUACAGAAUGUUCCAAAGUCAUUUCCAUCCCGUUUGAGAACACCUUCUUCUCAAGAAGCUGCUUGUUGUAUAGGAGCCCCCCUUUUGAUGAGAGUCUGCUGGGGUCUGUGACUCUCCUCUGUCCUGCAAUGGCCUCCAACGACCAGAAUGGCGGAAGUAUCUCUUCUUCCAGCAGCCGCCUGCAGAGCCGAAAGCCACCCAACCUCUCCAUCACUAUCCCGCCCCCAGAGGACUCGGCCCCAGGUGAACAGGACAGCAUGCUACCUCCUGAGAGACCUAGGAAUCCAGCCUAUUUGAAGAGCGUGAGUAUGCAAGAGCCUCGAGGACGAUGGCAUGAAAACAGUUCAGAUCGCCGUCCUGGCUUUCGUCGCCAGGCUUCUUUGUCCCAAAGCAUCCGAAGAGGCACUGCACAGUGGUUCGGUGUCAGUGAGGAUUGGGAUGGAAAGAGACAGAACUGGCAUCGGAAGAGUCUUCACCACUGCAGUGUACGCUAUGGCAAACUGAAAGCCUCCUGCCAAAGAGACCUGGAGCUCCCCAGCCAGGAGGUGCCUUCUUUCCAGGGCAUUGAGUCCCCCAAAGCCUGCAAGAUGCCCAAGAUAGUGGAUCCACUUGCUCGGGGCCGAGCAUUCCGACACCCAGAUGAGGUGGACCGGCACCACCCCCCACUGCCACCACUGACUCCAGGUGUAUUGUCCCUCAGCUCCUUCACCAGUGUUCGAUCAGGUUACUCGCACCUCCCCCGUCGAAAGAGGAUGUCUGUGGCACAAAUGAGCUUUCAUGCUGCAGCUGCUCUCCUCAAGGGCCGAUCUGUACUGGAGCCCACAGGCCAGAAGCGCCGGGUGAUCAAAAGAAGUUUUGCCUGCCCCAGUUUCCAUGAAGAGGAUGUGGUGGAUGGAGUGGACACAUUUGACUCCUCAUUUUUUAGUAAGAUUGAUAUGCACGAGAUGGGUUCAAUGCCGGAUGAUGUCUUUGAGUCACCCCCACUCUCUGCCAGCUACUUCCGAGGGAUUCCAUGCUCUGCUUCUCCCCAGUCCCCUGAAGGUCUACACAUUCCCCUGAAGGAUUAUGUGGCCCCAGCUCCAGCCACCAAGCGGGGCCAGCGCAUUGCCUCCAAGGUUAAACACUUUGCCUUUGACCGGAAAAAGCGACACUAUGGGCUGGGUGUGGUAGGGAGCUGGCUGAACCGGAGCUACCGACGCAGCAUCAGCAGUACCGUGCAGCACCAGCUAGAGAACUUUAGCAGCCACCGGCCAUACUUUACUUACUGGCUGACUGUUGUGCACAUCCUGAUCACGCUCCUGGUGAUUGGCACCUAUGGCAUUGCCCCUAUUGGGUUCGCUCAGCAUGUCACCACCCAGCUGGUGCUAAGGAAUAAAGGCGUGUAUGAGAGUGUAAAGUACAUCCAACAAGAGAACUUCUGGAUUGGUCCAAGCUCGAUUGAUUUGAUCCACUUGGGGGCCAAGUUCUCCCCAUGCAUCCGGAAGGAUCAGCAAGUUGAGCGGUUGAUCCAGCGGGAAAGAGAUCAGGAACGGAACUCAGGCUGCUGUGUCCAGAAUGACAACUCGGGCUGCAUCCAGACUCAGCGGGCAGACUGCUCAGAGACUUUGGCUACUUUCACUAAAUGGCAAGACGACACCGGUCCCCCCAUGGACAAGUCUAACCCAAGCUUGAGGCGGACAUCAGGGGCUGUUUGCCACCAGGACCCCAGGACAUGUGAGGAGCCAGCCUCCAGUGGAGCUCAUAUUUGGCCAGAUGAUAUCACCAAGUGGCCAAUCUGCACAGACCAGGCCAAGAAUAAUCACACUGGUUUCCUUCACAUGGACUGCCAGAUCAAGGGUCGCCCAUGUUGCAUUGGUACAAAGGGCAGCUGUGAGAUCACAACCCGGGAAUACUGUGAGUUCAUGCAUGGCUAUUUCCAUGAAGAAGCAACACUCUGUUCUCAGGUACACUGCUUGGACAAAGUAUGUGGGCUUCUGCCAUUCCUGAACCCUGAAGUCCCUGAUCAGUUCUACAGACUGUGGUUGUCUCUGUUCCUCCACGCUGGGUUGGGGCACUGCCUCGUGUCUGUGCUCUUCCAAAUGACCAUCCUGCGAGACCUGGAAAAAUUGGCAGGCUGGCUCCGAAUUGCCAUCAUCUUUAUCCUCAGUGGGAUCACAGGCAAUUUAGCCAGCGCCAUUUUCCUUCCAUAUAGAGCAGAGGUGGGCCCUGCAGGCUCCCAGUUUGGCAUCCUGGCCUGCCUCUUUGUGGAGCUCAUCCAGAGUUGGCAGCUCCUGGAAAAGCCCUGGAAGGCGUUCCUGAACCUGUCAGGCAUUGUGUUCUUCCUCUUCAUCUGUGGGCUCCUGCCUUGGAUCGACAACAUCGCCCACAUUUUCGGGUUCCUUAGUGGCCUGCUCCUCUCCUUUGCUUUCCUGCCCUACAUCACCUUUGGCACGGGAGACAAGUACCGCAAACGAGCCAUGAUCCUGGUGUCCCUGGUGAUCUUUGCAGGUCUUUUUGCCUCCCUUGUCAUCUGGCUAUAUGUCUACCCCAUCAACUGGCCCUGGAUCGAAUACCUCACCUGCUUCCCCUUCACCAGCCGAUUCUGUGAGAAAUAUGAGCUAGACCAGGUGCUACACGGAUGAGCUUUCUUCAUCCUGGACUCCAGGCCUGCUAAAGGAUGGGAAGUGUCCCCUUUUGGGUAUCUGGUGCCACCAACGUUUGGGCCAUCCGAGAGGAGAAGAUGGAGAGUUCCGUGGAGUUUCCCUUUUCCUCUGUUGGGAGGUUCUGUGAAAGUGGGUGAUUAAAUACUCCUGGAGUCAGAGGGCACUCAUGGGCAGUUCCUACAAGAAAGUGGGAGCUGCAGCCGCUUGGCAUGGAGAAGUCGGGCAAGAGGCAUUUUGGGAGGUGGAGACCCCACUUUAUCUUAUAUCUUCAUGUUCUUGACUGAGGCCUUAGGGGAGGCCCAGGCAACCUGUUCCUAGGGAGCUCAGGUCACAAAGGUUCACGUCCUUUUGCCUUCCCUACACUGCUGUUAGGAGGCCAGAAAAUCUUUCCCCCCCAUCUCACACCCAAGGAACUGCUUUUUUAAAAGACCAUCCAAGAUUUUUGUGGAUGGUUUUCUUUUCCACCUUAGCCUUAGACUGUCCUGGUGCCUUCUGUCCCUUUAAUCCAUUCCCAGCCUGAAGAGGCCUUUUCAGUGCAAGGUCUCUCCUGCCAAAGCUGCCUUAAACCAUGAAGAUGUCUGAAGGGUCAGAUUCCGUUCCUUAACCUCCCCAUCCUCAAACUUUUCAAUGGUAGUUGGGGUUGUCAUGCUUUCCCCAUCUUCCCUGUCUUAAAGAAAGUAGGAAGUUUGUUGGAUACCCUUAAGAGAGAGAAAAGGGGAAGGACAGAGACAGGAGGAAAAGAUUAAGAAGGAAAAAUACUGCUUAGGGGGGAAUGGUUGGAUCUGGGAGUUGGAGGCUGCCUCUGAUUCUGUCCUUCACCUCUUCUUUCCCUUUUUCCCCCCUUCAACUGACUGAGAUUCUUCAGCAACACUCCCCAGCCCCAAUAGCUUUCUACCUCACAAUAUACCUGGCGAUGAGGAUGGAAUCUGGCUAGCUUUGGGGAGCUGAUUCAGGUUUGGAGAGUUCCUUUUUUUUUUUUUACUGGUUCGUUUUGGAAUUACUAUUUUUAAAACUUAGCCAGUUCAGUGAUAACUGUUAUGGACAGUAUCACUAAAUUAAAUAUUCUUUAUAGAAAA
Messenger RNA from Sarcophilus harrisii (Tasmanian devil), 4824 nucleotides. RefSeq names its product rhomboid 5 homolog 2 (gene RHBDF2). The coding region runs from base 1235 to 3727 and encodes 830 amino acids. The record is from RefSeq and is a predicted model, not a curated record. The transcript is spliced from 19 exons. Gene Ontology annotation, cellular component: endoplasmic reticulum membrane. Gene Ontology annotation, molecular function: serine-type endopeptidase activity. NCBI's taxonomy places the organism in Eukaryota, Metazoa, Chordata, Mammalia, Dasyuromorphia, Dasyuridae. Gene Ontology annotation, biological process: regulation of epidermal growth factor receptor signaling pathway; regulation of protein secretion.